AUGAUUUGCCAAUCAGCGAGCUGCCCGAACAAUUUAAGCGACCUGGACGUCGAUUGCCCUACACUAGUGGACCAAUUAACAGCCUUGACUUUGCCCCAGUUCAAGCGUAAAGAUGUUCCUAAAAAAGACGAUGAUCCAAUUGGUUAUCUUGCCGUUGCAAUGGCUAGUGGAAAGAUUCUGAUCUACAAAAUUUCGGAUGUUCUAUUCAACAAUUGUGACGCGGAGGCUGUUCCCGUAUUUGAACCCAUCACCACCACUUGGUUAAUCCUCAAUGAAAUUUCUGUUGAUUGGGCACAUUUUGCUGGUGGAGAUCAAAUUGCUGCGGGAAACAUUCUCAUAUGGGAACUUUCUAACGAAGAAUUCACGACGGAAGAUGGGAUCUUACCAAUUGAGAUGAGCUCUGAAUCUUGGAAUUCUCCGGCUGUGGAUGUGGUUCUGGAACUCCCGGGAGAAAGCUGCAAUGGUGGAACAUGCUACUUGAUACCUGAUCGCCAAAAUAAAGGAUAUUUUGUGGUUCCACUCAGCAAUAAACAUGAUAUUUGUAUAUGGAGCAUUAGCACGUGUGCAAUAAACGGUGUUGUUUCAUCUUGUGGAGUUGAUGGCGCGGUGUUGAUGUCAAUAAAUGGCCGAAUCGCUCCAAACAAUGCCACAGUUGAUUUUACUUUCUCGGCCCAGCGCAAAGCACUUCAGCUAACGAGGAUCGACGAGAUUGGAGGAAACGAAUCGGGGCAACGAGCAGGAGGAGCAAGACCUGCGGCUAAAGGAGCGAUCAAAGAGACAAUAAACAGGACGCUCAACACACUACGAUGGAAAUGGCUUUCGGAGAAGAUAGCGAUCGACUCGGAUGGGGUCACGCAUAAAGGCCGAGGCAAACUCGCACUUGAUUCAAGUCUCCGC
Molecule: messenger RNA, 897 nt
Organism: Mesorhabditis belari
Lineage: Eukaryota; Metazoa; Nematoda; Chromadorea; Rhabditida; Rhabditidae
Source: the annotation of a GenBank genome assembly